AUGCCUACCGACAGCGGCAGCCUGACGGUGAAGGGCCAGUUCAGUCAGCUGCUUCGCCGGUACGAGGAGGGAGUCCUGCGGGGCGUGCAGGCCGGGGACACCGACGCGCUCGCCCGCGCCCUCAUCCCGCAGUUCGAGCUGCUCUGGCGGCAGAUGGCGGCGAUGGGCGUUGUGUCCUCCAACGAGCAGCUGGAGGAGCUCCCCACGAGCUCGCUGGAGCUGCUCUGGACCCCGUACCUCAUCGCGGACCUCUACCAGCGUGUGCAGGGGCCCAUGCCGACGCCCGCGGCAGCGUCUUCGUCGUCCUCGGCGACGGCGGCGGCGCCGGAGUCAAGAAACACGACGGGCAUGACGCGCGAGGAGGCCCUCGCCGCCUCCAAGCGGUGGUACGAGGUGUUUUUCCAGUGGAUGCUGGACUACGAGCUCGUGGAUGAGGCGACGCUGGAGAAGUACCGCGGCUUGAGUCCAGACCAGCGCACGCAGCGGCUUGAGCUAUCCCGCAAGCGGCGGGAGCUGGAGGAGGAGAGACAGCGCUGCGAAGAGCAGGUGCAGUACCUGACGGCCAAGCGGCGGCGCAUGGAGUCACUGAUGGAGGCGGACGGAGAGGCGUCGGGGGACACCAACGGCGACGAGGAGGAGGCGCGUCGCAAUCGUGCGCUGGCGCGUCUGCGGUGGUCCAUCUACGAGAGCUGUCAGCAGCUGCAGCUUUCGUCGCGGGAGCUGGAGAUGCUGCAGGCGCUUUCGCCCGAGCGGCGCCAGGCCAUUUCCACUGAACAUCAAAAGACGAUUGAGGCGGUGCAGCGUGGCGAGAAGUCGCUGGGGCGUCACACGUAUACGAUUCUCCCCGGCGGCCUCAUCGCCCCCGGGGGGCCGAUCUCCACCGCCCAGCCCCAGCCCGGCCGCCUCGCCGUGGGCGCCGUCGCCAACCAGCAGGACUUCAGACGGCGGGUGGUGGAGGAGUUGAUGCUUGAGCGGAAUACCCCUACGAUGACGCUGCAGGAGUUUGCGGAGGCGGAGAUGGCGGAUGUGCAGCGGCGGAUGGACGCCGACGCGGCGGCGCAGCGGCAGCAGGCGGAGGAGGACGAGCGACUAGGCCCAGAGGGUGUGGAGGAGCGCCAGCGCCAGCGCGACAUCCAGCUGGCCGAGUGGAAGGAAGCCCACCCGCCCAUUGGACAGACGGCGAAGGGGAACUACGCAUGA
Messenger RNA from Trypanosoma conorhini, 1200 nucleotides. RefSeq lists its product as uncharacterized. Gene Ontology annotation, molecular function: protein phosphatase 2A binding. Gene Ontology annotation, biological process: regulation of signal transduction; regulation of dephosphorylation. The transcript has a single exon. Gene Ontology annotation, cellular component: cytosol. Lineage: Eukaryota; Euglenozoa; Kinetoplastea; Trypanosomatida; Trypanosomatidae. The record is from RefSeq and is a predicted model, not a curated record. Bases 1 to 1200 code for a protein of 399 amino acids.